AUGUCUUCCCAAGGCGCCAAAUCUGUCAUGUCUAACGACAUGAAAGAGCUCGGCGAAGGGAAGGAACACACUUCCAACGAGAUUAGAGGUCAUAAAGCCAAUCUUGCGAAUCCGAACACAAGCGAGGAGUCCAAGGAACACAGCAAAAAGGUGAUUGAGCAGUUGGGAGGCAGCGAGACGCAGGAGGCAAUUAGGAAUAAACCUGUUAGUAAGAGUGCGGCCGAGGAGUUGUAUGGGAGUCGGGCUGCUGCUGGCUGA
Molecule: messenger RNA, 258 nt
Organism: Sordaria macrospora k-hell
Lineage: Eukaryota; Fungi; Ascomycota; Sordariomycetes; Sordariales; Sordariaceae
Cellular component (GO): cytoplasm
Source: RefSeq, a predicted model, not a curated record